GAGCUGAUCUGAUCUCAGGGGGUGGGGCCUCGGCGCCCGGGCAGGUUCGGGUGCCACGAGAUGCGGGCCAGUGGGGCGGCUGGGGUCGGGCUGGAGGGCCCCUGAUUGGGGGAAUCGUCGGGGGACGUCGCGAGGAUCGGUUCGCCUUGCGCCAUGGACUGGCAGCCAGACGAGCAGGGCCUGCAGCAGGUCUUGCAGCUCCUCAAAGACUCGCAGUCGCCCAACACGGCUACUCAGCGCAUUGUGCAGGAUAAACUUAAACAACUCAACCAGUUUCCUGACUUCAACAACUAUCUGAUCUUCGUCCUGACCAGACUCAAAUCAGAAGAUGAGCCAACCCGCUCUCUCAGUGGCCUCAUCCUCAAGAACAAUGUGAAGGCGCAUUACCAGAGCUUCCCGCCUCCCGUGGCUGACUUCAUCAAACAAGAGUGUCUCAACAACAUCGGCGACGCCUCCUCUCUCAUCCGAGCCACCAUUGGCAUUCUCAUCACCACCAUCGCUUCCAAGGGUGAGCUGCAGAUGUGGCCUGAGCUGCUACCCCAGCUGUGCAACCUGCUCAACUCAGAGGAUUAUAAUACCUGUGAGGGAGCCUUUGGAGCCCUACAGAAGAUCUGUGAAGACUCCUCUGAGCUGUUGGACAGUGAUGCUCUCAACAGGCCCCUGAACAUCAUGAUCCCUAAGUUCCUGCAGUUUUUCAAGCACUGCAGCCCCAAAAUCCGGUCCCAUGCCAUUGCCUGUGUGAACCAGUUCAUCAUGGACCGUGCCCAAGCGCUGAUGGAUAACAUUGACACCUUCAUUGAGCACCUGUUUGCCUUGGCUGUGGAUGAUGACCCUGAGGUGAGAAAGAAUGUGUGCCGUGCCCUUGUGAUGCUUCUGGAAGUUCGCAUCGACAGGCUCAUCCCUCACAUGCACAGCAUCAUACAGUACAUGCUGCAGAGGACCCAGGACCAUGAUGAGAAUGUGGCCCUGGAGGCCUGUGAGUUCUGGCUGACGCUGGCCGAGCAGCCCAUCUGCAAAGAAGUCCUGGCCUCCCACCUGGUCCAGUUGAUCCCUAUCCUCGUGAAUGGGAUGAAGUACUCUGAAAUUGACAUCAUCUUGCUUAAGGGGGACGUGGAGGAGGACGAGGCAGUACCUGACAGCGAGCAGGACAUCAAGCCACGUUUCCACAAGUCACGCACAGUGACGUUGCCCCAUGAGGCUGAGCGGCCUGAUGGUUCUGAGGACGCUGAGGAUGAUGAUGACGACGAUGCUUUGUCAGAUUGGAAUCUGAGGAAGUGCUCAGCAGCUGCUCUGGAUGUCCUUGCCAACGUCUUCCGGGAGGAACUGCUGCCCCACCUGCUUCCCCUGCUCAAGGGCCUCCUGUUCCACCCUGAGUGGGUGGUCAAGGAGUCAGGGAUCCUGGUGCUGGGUGCCAUUGCUGAGGGCUGCAUGCAGGGAAUGGUGCCCUAUCUACCUGAGCUGAUCCCACACCUCAUCCAGUGCCUGUCAGACAAGAAGGCACUGGUACGCUCCAUUGCCUGCUGGACGCUGAGCCGCUAUGCCCAUUGGGUAGUCAGCCAGCCGCCUGAUAUGCACCUCAAGCCGUUGAUGACGGAGCUGCUCAAGCGUAUCCUAGAUGGCAAUAAGAGGGUGCAGGAGGCAGCCUGCAGUGCCUUUGCUACCCUGGAGGAGGAGGCAUGCACAGAGCUGGUGCCCUACCUCAGCUACAUCCUUGACACUCUUGUUUUUGCCUUUGGCAAAUACCAGCACAAGAACCUGCUUAUCCUCUAUGACGCCAUUGGCACCCUGGCCGACUCCGUGGGCCACCACCUUAAUCAGCCGGAAUACAUUCAGAAGCUGAUGCCGCCGCUGAUCCAGAAGUGGAAUGAGCUCAAGGAUGAAGACAAGGACCUCUUCCCGCUGCUGGAGUGUCUGUCGUCUGUGGCCACUGCCCUGCAGAGUGGCUUCCUGCCCUACUGUGAGCCUGUCUACCAGCGCUGUGUUACCCUGGUGCAGAAGACGUUGGCCCAGGCCAUGAUGUACACACAACACCCCGAACAAUACGAGGCCCCUGACAAGGACUUCAUGAUUGUUGCAUUAGACCUGCUUAGUGGCUUGGCUGAGGGCCUGGGUGGCCAUGUGGAACAGCUGGUGGCCCGAAGUAACAUCAUGACAUUGCUUUUCCAGUGUAUGCAGGAUUCCAUGCCUGAGGUUCGGCAGAGCUCCUUCGCCCUUCUGGGAGACCUUACCAAAGCCUGUUUUAUCCACGUCAAGCCCUGUAUCGCUGAGUUCAUGCCUAUUCUGGGCACCAACUUGAACCCUGAGUUCAUCUCUGUCUGUAACAACGCCACCUGGGCCAUCGGGGAGAUCUGCAUGCAGAUGGGGGCAGAGAUGCAGCCCUAUGUGCAGAUGGUCCUCAGCAAUCUGGUGGAGAUCAUUAACAGGCCCAACACGCCCAAGACACUGCUGGAGAACACAGGUCGCCUGACGAGUCCCUCUGCCAUUCCAGCCAUCACCAUCGGCCGCCUGGGCUACGUGUGCCCACAGGAGGUGGCACCCAUGCUGCAGCAGUUCAUCCGGCCUUGGUGCACGUCCCUUAGGAACAUCCGGGACAACGAAGAGAAGGACUCUGCCUUCCGAGGCAUCUGCAUGAUGAUUGGUGUCAAUCCUGGGGGUGUUGUGCAGGACUUUAUUUUCUUCUGCGAUGCUGUAGCCUCCUGGGUGAGCCCGAAGGAUGACCUUCGGGACAUGUUUUAUAAGAUCCUCCAUGGUUUCAAAGACCAGGUUGGAGAGGAGAACUGGCAACAGUUCUCAGAGCAGUUCCCACCUCUGCUCAAGGAGAGGCUGGCAGCCUUCUACGGGGUCUAGGUGAACGUGGAGACCACCAGGUUUCUGUCUGCGUCAUCGUCGGAGGGUGUGCUGGGGAAUGUGCUGCUUCCAGAAGUCACUGUGCCCUGGUCAAGGGGGGUUAGGGAGGAGUGAGUGGGACCUCAAUCCAGAUGCUACCCAGUCUGCAUCUGUCCAUCUGUCGGUCCACUUGCCCCACCGGGCCUGACGAGUGGGCAGGUGGGUGGGGACUCCAUGCUCAUCCUACAAAGAGGGAGGGGGGUGGGACUUCUUCGUGGGCAAGAGUUCUCUGGGCUCUAAUCUGGGUCAUCUCAGGCAGCUCACUUGGGCCAGUCAGGCGGGAGGGAGAAAUCCAUAAGGCCUGCCGAAUCCGGUGUCAGAUAAGGCAAGGGAAUUACAGGUGGGGAGGGGGGUUCCUUGUAGAGAAGCAUACACUCACAUGUACACAUGUGGACACGCAUGUGCGGGCACCACAGCCAGCUAGGCUGGGCCAGCCGCCCCACCAUUUCCUCGACUGCAUGGAGACAGUAGAAUUAGUGAACCCCCAAAUUAUGCCUAUGGCCUUCUGUGUACCUUGCAUCUAGAGUAUAAGAAGCUUCCGCUGUUUUGCCGGAAUUGGCGGUGAUUGGGAGGUUU
Acomys russatus (golden spiny mouse) is the source of this 3462-nucleotide messenger RNA. RefSeq names its product transportin 2 (gene Tnpo2). Gene Ontology annotation, molecular function: nuclear import signal receptor activity; small GTPase binding. Gene Ontology annotation, biological process: protein import into nucleus. The transcript is spliced from 25 exons. Gene Ontology annotation, cellular component: nucleus; cytoplasm. Lineage: Eukaryota; Metazoa; Chordata; Mammalia; Rodentia; Muridae. The coding region runs from base 154 to 2847 and encodes 897 amino acids. The record is from RefSeq and is a predicted model, not a curated record.